AUGUACAGCAUGUCUGCUGUUUGGCUGAGCCAAAUGAGCUUCACUACUUCCCUCAACCACUGGGUUACAUGGAGGAAGUACCAGUGGUUUUCUUGCAGCCUGUUUGCUGCACUUUGGAAUGAAUACACAUUGAAGAAGAACCGAGUCUUCUCUUUUGACGUCCCAAGAAGAGCAAGUACAAAGGAUGCCAUGGGAGCUCCAAAUGAGACAAUGGUGACUGAAUUCAUCUUGAUUGGGUUAUCGGAGCACCCCAGAGCACAAGUUGUGUUCUUCUGUUUGUUGUUGAUGACAUACCUCAUCACCUUUCUUGGCAAUGGCCUCAUCAUCAUACUGAUUAUUGCUGAUCCCCACCUUCAUACACCGAUGUAUUUCUUUCUUUGCGUCCUCUCCUCUGUAGACUUCAUCAUCUCCAACAAUACACUUCCUGAGACCCUGGUCAACUGUUUCUAUUACAGGCCCACCAUCUCCUUCUACAGGUGCUUAGUUCAGAUGUAUGUUGGGGUUCUAUUCUAUGCAACAGAAUGUCUCCUGCUCGGCAUCAUGGCGUAUGACCGCUUUGCAGCCAUCUGCCAGCCGCUCCACUAUUUUCAGAUAAUGAGCUGGAGGUUUUGCAUCAGUUUAGUGACUGCAUCUUUAGGAGUUUCCACACUGACGGCCCUAACCAAUGUACUGUUGCGUCCUACAGGCUUCUGCGGACGACACAUCAUUAAUCAUUUUGGAUGUGAGCUACAAUAUUUCCUCAAGCUGGCCUGUUCUGACACACGUGCUAGUGAGCUCUUCAUGCACGUUUCCAGCAUCUUUGUCAUAUUUCUACCCUUUUGCUUCAUUGUUGUUACCUACGUGCGCAUCAGCUUAGCUGUACUGCGCAUGAGCACAACAAAGGGUCGGAAGAAAGCCUUCUCCACCUGUAGUUCUCACCUUACUGUGGUCAGCGUCUUUUAUGGCACAAUCAUAAUCAUGUAUAUGAUGCCCCACCCCAAAUCUUCUUCCAAUCUAGAUAAGAUUGUAUCUUUAAUAUAUGGGUUUUUAACUCCCAUGCUCAAUCCCGUGAUCUACAGCUUGAGAAACAGGGAUGUGAAGGGAGCUUUUUGGAGAGUGUUUGGAAGGAAAAGUUCAGAUUAA
Molecule: messenger RNA, 1122 nt
Organism: Eublepharis macularius
Lineage: Eukaryota; Metazoa; Chordata; Lepidosauria; Squamata; Eublepharidae
Product: olfactory receptor 13H1-like
Exons: 3
Coding region: 1-1122 (373 amino acids)
Biological process (GO): G protein-coupled receptor signaling pathway
Cellular component (GO): membrane
Molecular function (GO): G protein-coupled receptor activity; olfactory receptor activity
Source: RefSeq, a predicted model, not a curated record